Molecule: messenger RNA, 3992 nt
Organism: Malania oleifera
Lineage: Eukaryota; Viridiplantae; Streptophyta; Magnoliopsida; Santalales; Ximeniaceae
Product: villin-1
Exons: 22
Coding region: 545-3433 (962 amino acids)
Biological process (GO): cytoskeleton organization
Molecular function (GO): actin filament binding
Source: RefSeq, a predicted model, not a curated record
UUAGACCAGGGGCUUGAUGAGACCUCACAUGGCGGUCGCCGACCCGCGACUGCAAUUUUUCUUCUCUUUUUUGUUUUUUUUUCAACGGAGCAAAACAAAUAUUCCCCUAGGUGGUGGUGGGGCCCUGCUUUGCUGGCCGAUAAAGCAAGCAUGCCACGGACCUUUUCUUCAAUUUUCUUAGCAUUGCCUGUUCUCCACUCUAAUAUUGACACAAUUGUCUUCUUUAAUCUCAUAUUUUUCUUUCCUUGCUUUAAACCGUCAUCACCAUUAAUGGGGAUUGCCUAAGUUUUGACUUGUUCCUCUCUCUCUGUCUCUACCUUCCCUUCUUUCAAUGCUAUUAAGAGCUUCAACUUCAGUUCCUUUACAUUUUCUCUAAAUCCAAACAAGAAAGGAAGAAGACCCAUUUCCUUCUUUCGCAGAUUUAAUGGUGUUAAGAGCCAGCUCGGCAGGCAGCUGGUGAACACUCGGCCGCCUAGUUCUUUAGAGGGAAGGAGAACAGAAAGUAUUUUAAGUAUCAGUGGAUGUUUAACAGAAGGUCCGAUUUAUGAGAAUCAUGUCCUUUUCUGCGAAGGAUAUUGAUUCAGAAUUCCAGGGUGCAGGGGCAAAAGCUGGUUUAGAAAUCUGGUGCAUCGAGAACAUCCAGUUGGUGCCAGUCCCAAAGUCUUCUCAUGGGAAAUUCUAUUCUGGAAGUGCAUAUGUAGUUCUAAAUACAAUCUUGCUCAAGAGUGGUACUUUUCAACAUGACAUACAUUACUGGCUGGGAAAUGAUGCAAAAGAGGUGGACUCAUUGUUGGCAUCAGACAAAGCACUUGAAUUGGAUGCAAUCCUGGGAUCUCAGGCUGUGCAAUAUAGGGAAGUUCAAGGUCUAGAAACUGAGAAGUUCUUGUCAUACUUCAAACCUUGUGUCAUACCCAUUGAAGGAGCAUUUUCUAUGGCACCAGGGAAGUUGAAUCAUGAAACAUACCAAGUCAGUUUGUUAACAUGCAAGGGAGAUCAUGUCGUUCAUGUAAAAGAAGUACCCUUUUCUCGGUCAUCAUUGAAUCACAAUGAUGUGUUCGUACUGGACACAGCAUCAAAAAUUUUCCUUUUUAGUGGGUGCAAUUCCCGCAUGCAAGAAAGAGCCAAAGCUUUAGAAGUUGUUCAAUAUAUCAAAGAGAAUAAGCACAGCGGGUUUUGUGAGGUGGCAACCAUAGAGGAUGGAAAAUUUGUUGGUGAUCCUGAUGUUGGGGAAUUUUGGAGCUUAUUUGGUGGUUAUGCUCCCAUUCCCCGGGACUCACCUUCUGCCACCCAACCACAACCUGAUUUGGCAUCUGCAAAACUAUUCUGGAUAAAUACCCAGAGAAAACUCUGCCAAAUCGAGACUGAUUCAUUGAAAAGUGAAAUGCUUAGUGCAAAUAAGUGUUAUAUGUUGGACUGUGAUACUGAGAUUUUUGUUUGGAUGGGAAGAACUACCUCAAUUACAGAACGGAAGACAUCAAUCUCAACCACAGAAGAUUUCCUCAGAUCUCAAGGAAGGUCAACUAGAACCCACUUAACUUUCUUAACUGAAGGAUCAGAAACAGCCACAUUUAGGUCCUACUUUGAUAAUUGGCCUCAGUUGGUUGAGCCCAGGCUAUAUGAAGAAGGUCGAGGGAAAGUGGCAGCUAUAUUCAAGCAGCAAGGUUAUGAUGUGAAGGAGCUUCCAGAAGAAGACUGCCAACCAUUUCUAGAUUACAAUGGAACACUGAAAGUUUGGCGAGUAAAUGGUGAUGAAAUCUCCCUCAUUCCAAUUGUGGGACUGGUCAAGCUUUUCAGUGCAGACUGCUAUAUUAUGCAGUAUACGUAUUCCAACAGUGGAAGGGAUGAGAAUCUAUUUUAUUUAUGGCUUGGAAGGAUGAGUGUAAUGGAAGAUAGACAUGAUGCCAUAUGCCGUAUUAAUACCAUUGUUGAUUCAAUGAAAGGAAAUCCAGUUUUGGCUCAAGUUAUUGAGGGUAAAGAGCCAGUUCAAUUUUUCUUUAUUUUACGGGCUUCAAUUGUAUUCAAGGGAGGAAUGAGUGCACGGUAUAAAAGUUUAAUAGCAGAAAAAGGUUUUGCGGAUGAAACUUAUGAUGAAAAGAAGACUGCACUUUUCCGAGUUCAAGGGACGAGUCCAGAUGAUUUGCAAGCCAUCCAAGUUGAUCCAGUCUCGAGUUCCCUGAAUUCAUCUCAUUGUUACAUACUGCAAACUGAAUCGUCGAUCAUCACUUGGGUUGGGAAUCUCACUUUUUCCAAAGACCAAGAUCUUCUUGACAAAAUGCUGUAUCUGAUAAAUCCAAUGUGGCAACCUAUAUCUGUUAGGGAAGGUAGUGAACCAGAUCUUUUCUGGGAUGCACUCGGUGGAAAAGCAGAGUAUUCAAGGGGAAAAGAGACUAGAGGAUAUAUGGAAGAUCCACACUUGUUUGCAUGUACACUUGUUAAUGGAAAUUUCAAGGUGAAAGAGAUAUUCAACUUCACACAGGAUGAUUUGACUACUGAAGAUGUGUUGGUGCUAGACUGCAGCAUAGAAAUUUAUGUUUGGAUAGGACGCCAUUCAAAUGUUCAAUCAAAGCAACAAGCCUUUUCUCUUGGCUUGAAAUUCCUUGAGACCGACAUUCUUGUUGAAGGAUUAUCUUUAGAGACUCCUAUAUAUGUUGUUACAGAAGGGCAUGAACCACCAUUCUUCACUCGUUUCUUUGCAUGGGAUUCAUCAAAGGCAAAUAUGCAUGGUAACACAUUUGAGCGGAAGCUUGCUAUAUUGAAGGGGCAAGCACGAAGGAUAGAAGUGUCAGCAAGGAAUUCACGAUUAACUUUGUCCAUGGAGACUAAGCUGGAUGGUUUAAAGAGCAAGUCCAUCAGUUCCAAUGGAUUGGGAGGAAAUUUAUCUCUUGCAUCCAGUGUUUCGGGCUCGAGUUUUAAAUCUUCACCCAGUAGCCAAUUUUCCACUCCAAACUCAACAGUCAAGAAGCCUUUUUCAGGACCUUCCCCUGAUCAUUGUAGUUCUGAUGGAUCAUCAUCAGUAUCCACAGGCUCCCAGGUUGUGCCAAGCUCCAGCUGUGGGAAUGCAGGUCCAAUGCUGGCUGAUGGAAGUGACAGUCUUGACUCAUUAAUCAUUCCCUAUGAAAGAUUGAAAGUGUUGUCAAAUGAUCUGGUAAAAGGCAUAGAUGUAACCAAACGAGAGGUAUGUUUAAUAUUUAUGCGGAGAAGCAUUCAGUAUCCUAAAUCAGUCUCUCAUUGCAAUUUUUGCUUCCAAGAUCUUGACAAUCCAGCAAUUCCUAUCCUACAAACAUGGGUUAGAAUACAAGUUUAUACUGAUAUGAUCUUUGACAUCGUUAGCAAAUUGGGAAUUGGGAUAUUGAAAAUUUUAGCAGCUCGUAAUUAUGACUGGCUUGAUCAAUUCAUAAAUUCCUCUUUUUUGAAAUUUAGAAAGAAGUCCUAAGUGACUUUUUUUUUAAAAUUUGUGUUGUGUCUCAUAUUAUAAACGAUGCAUAUAAAGUCUGUAAAUAAUGGAAAGUUUCACGUGCUGGGUGAGAGUUCCCAAGGGACUUGAGAGCGGUGCCCAUGUCUUGUAACAUGACGGAUUUUGGGAUUUUUAGAUGGGGCUAUUUUCAUUUCUAGCCAAGGGUUCUAAAACCCUAAGGCAGUUACAGUGUACUGGAGAUUUUGCAGUAGCUGAACCUCGGAGAACUGUUGCUUUCUUCUCUCUUUCUGUUCUUUUUUUUUUUUUUUUUUUGUCACUUUUUUUUUCCCUCUGUGCCUGCAUAAUCCUACCGAGUCAUGAUAACCCUAAAAAAAAACAAAAAAUGUCUAAAUAUGAUAUCAUGGCCAAAAACUAUGCUCGGAAACACUAGUUUCUGACCUUCUGUUACUAUGAUGAUCAAGUUUGCUUGUUUUGUGUUUUUUUUAAUGUUCAUUUUUCUGCAUUUGAGAUUUGAGAGGUACAAUAGUUAAAAUUUUCAGGCUUGUACUUGUCUCAGUUUAGUUUACUGACGAGAAAC